This is a messenger RNA of Papaver somniferum (opium poppy), 988 nucleotides long. Its product is annotated as histone H1-like. Gene Ontology annotation, cellular component: nucleosome; nucleus. The record is from RefSeq and is a predicted model, not a curated record. Bases 159 to 866 code for a protein of 235 amino acids. The transcript has 2 exons. Lineage: Eukaryota; Viridiplantae; Streptophyta; Magnoliopsida; Ranunculales; Papaveraceae. Gene Ontology annotation, molecular function: nucleosomal DNA binding; double-stranded DNA binding; structural constituent of chromatin. Gene Ontology annotation, biological process: negative regulation of DNA recombination; nucleosome assembly; chromosome condensation.
UAAUCAAUCAAAAUUCAUCUACCAUUUCACAAAGAAAUCCUCAUUUUCCUAUAAAUAUCAGUUAACCAAUAUCUCCAGUAAUCACACAGAGUAGGAAUUCUCAAGAUCAUCAUAGUAGAUUUCCAGCUAGAAAUUUUUUCUAGUAUUUUCAAUUCAAUAUGUCUCAGAAGGUAGAGAAAGCAGCAGCAGUGGCUGAGAAGAAAUCAGUCAAGGAGAAGAAAGUAAAGGUUCCCAAAGAGAAGAAAGAAAAGGUUUCUAAAGAGAAGAAGCCUAAAUCUGAUAAAGCUCCUCACCCUACUUACUUUCAGAUGAUUAAGGAAGCUUUGUUGGCAUUGAAUGAGAAAGGUGGAUCGAGUCCAUAUGCAAUCGCUAAGUACAUGGAAGAGAAACACAAAGAUGUAUUGCCAUCAAACUACAAGAAAAUGUUAGGUGUUCAAUUGAAGAAUUGUGUUGCUAAUCAGAAAUUGAUUAAGAUUAAAGCUUCUUUCAAGCUUUCUGAUGCAUCUAAGAAAGAGAUUAAAGCCAAAGCUGUUGUUCCUAAACCAAAAAGUGAGAAAUCUGUUGCUGCUGCUGAUGACAAGACCAAGAAGAGGAAGAAACCAACAACAUCAUUAUCUAAAAGUGUGAAAUCUGCUACUGCUGUUGUUCCAAAAUCGAAAACUACUACCGUCAAGAAAUCUGAAACUACUGCUGCACCAAAGAAGAAGAAAACUGCUGCUCCUGCAAAGAAAGUUACUGCUGUUCCUGCAAAGAAAAUUGUUCCUGGGAAGAAGACCAAGAGAGCUACUGCUCCUGUUAAAGCUAAACAUCCUAAAUCAAUCAAAUCUCCUGCUGCUAAGAGAGCUAAGAAGUCUACUGCUGCUUAAUUAGAUGCAUAGAGAGCAUAAUUGGUGUGCGUUUUUUUCGUUGGUAUUCUUGUUAAGUGAGUUUAUUUAGAUGUGAAUGUAAAAAAAUGAAUUUAUGAAUUUCAUGGAUGUUUCUUUUACUG